AUGCGUAACCGCCGCCUCAUCGAUUCCAGUACCAAUCUUGCUGUGCCCGGAAUAUCGUCUUCCCUCUCUUCUCCGGGAAUAUCAUUCUUCCAUGACGAGACUAAUCCCUUCCAUGCAAUCUUGAAGGAAUACCCGGAGCUAACUCGCCAACCCGAUUGUACCAGCCCAGUAAAGCACUCAGUCGUCCACCACAUUGGCACCAAUAAGGGGCCGCCAGUUUUUGUUCGCCCACGUCGUCUCGCACCAGAAAAACUGAAGAUAGCUCGUGACGAAUUCAGCCACAUGCUGGACAUGGAUAUCAUACGGCCUUCGUCUAGCAGUUGGGCUUCCGCACUUCAUAUGAUGCCUAAGAAGCAAGGCGACUGGCGCCCCUGCGGCGAUUAUCGUGCCCUGAAUCGUGUCACAAUACCAGACCGUUAUCUCAUCCCACAUGUGCACGAUUUCAUGGCUUUUCUCCACGGAACCACCGUCUACUCGAAGUUUGACUUGGUGCGAGCCCACCAUCAGAUUCCGGUUGCCGAAGAGGACAUUCCGAAGACAGCCAUUACCACACCUUUUGGCUUAUUCGAGUUUCUUUGUAUGCCCUUCGGCCUCUGUAACGGCGCCCAGUCGUUUCAACGCUUUAUUGACGCCGUAGCACGCGGCCUCUCAUUUUCAUUCGCGUAUAUCGACGACAUUCUUGUUGCGAGUUCCUCCUACAAAGACCACCUCGACCAUCUCCGGCAGCUCUUAUCCCGCCUUUCAGACCACGGCAUUAUUGUCAACGCCCUCAAGAGCGAAUUCGGGGUCAGCUCUCUGGAGUUUCUAUGGCAUAAGAUCUCUCCAGAAGGCAUAACUCCCCUCCCGAGCAAAGUCCAAGUCAUUUCCGACUACCCGCGUCCAACCUCUAACCCGGUGGCGAAUGCUCUGAGCCGUGCCGCGAUCGCUGCUCUCUCGUCAUCAGCCCUCCCUCUGUCGCUCGAAACCAUAGCCGACCUGCAGUCCUGCGAUGACGAGCUGCUGUCCCUGCGCGACUCGGACCCCACCAGCUUGACGCUGCAAGAUAUCACGUUCCCCGGCAUCCCGUGCGUCAUUUGCUACGACAUCUCGUCCGGCCAACCUCGCCCCUUUCUGCCACUCGCCGCUAGGCGUCCCAUUUUCGACCAGCUCCAUGGCAUGGCGCAUCCCGGCAUACGAGCGUCGCAGAAGUUGCUGUCGUCCCGCUACGUAUGGCCACGAAUGCGUUCUGACAUUAAGCGCUGGGUACGAUCAUGUAUCUCCUGCCAGAAGUCGAAAAUUCUGCGUCACACCUGCACUCCAUCAUCGCGACUCCCGCUGCCGGACUCUCGCUUCAGCCACAUUCACCCAGAUUUGGUCGGACCUCUCCCUCCCGUGCAAGGCUUCCGGUAUCUCUUGACGGUCGUGGACCGGUUUACCCGUUGGCCAGGGGCCACUCCAAUCUCUGACAUUACCGCUUCAACCGUGGCCUCCGCCUUCCUCAAUUCAUGGGUGGCCCGUUUCGUGGUCCCGGCAACGAUGAUAACUGACCAGGGGCGUCAAUUUGAGUCCCGCCUAUUCGCCCACCUCACUCGCCUCUUUGGCUUGCAUCGGAUCCGAGCCACCGCCUAUCACCCGCAGGCUAAUGGUAUGGUCGAGCCACUAAAUCGUGACCUCAAGGCUGCGUUAAAGGCCGUUUCUCCCACGCCUUGGGUAGAAGCACUCCCUAUCGUCCUCCUUUCUCUGCGAGCUACUGUCAGGCACGACAUCGAAUGUGCACCGGCAGAACUGGUGUAUGGCAUGACACUCCGCCUUCCCGACCAUGAAGGUCCCGGCAUGGAUAUUGCGCAGCAGUUUUCACUCAUUGUGGAGUUAUUGCCUUACCUGACUCAAGCAAGACGUUGGCCUCCUUGA
Ornithodoros turicata is the source of this 1890-nucleotide messenger RNA. RefSeq lists its product as uncharacterized. Gene Ontology annotation, biological process: DNA integration. The record is from RefSeq and is a predicted model, not a curated record. The coding region runs from base 1 to 1890 and encodes 629 amino acids. The transcript is spliced from 3 exons. Lineage: Eukaryota; Metazoa; Arthropoda; Arachnida; Ixodida; Argasidae. Gene Ontology annotation, molecular function: nucleic acid binding.